Molecule: messenger RNA, 1359 nt
Organism: Cordyceps fumosorosea ARSEF 2679
Lineage: Eukaryota; Fungi; Ascomycota; Sordariomycetes; Hypocreales; Cordycipitaceae
Product: Mg2+ transporter protein, CorA-like/Zinc transport protein ZntB
Exons: 5
Coding region: 1-1359 (452 amino acids)
Biological process (GO): metal ion transport; transmembrane transport
Cellular component (GO): membrane
Molecular function (GO): metal ion transmembrane transporter activity
Source: RefSeq, a predicted model, not a curated record
AUGGAAUCGUCUAACCCAGAGACCUGCUGCGUCAACAGCGUCAGAGAUCCCGUCCAGGUGCUGACCCUGGCGGCUGCGCCAUCGUCCUCGUCGCAACAGGCGUCCAGUGACCUCCAACUCUUCCGCGACGGCCCUAGCCUCGACGAGUAUCUCAACAGCGCCAAGGGCCUGGAUUAUACCUGCCGGUUCAUCUCCAUCUGCCAGCGGAACUCCUGGCAGCCGCUGCAAGUGACGAGGUCCAUGCUCGCUCUCAUCAUCGACAAGCACGGCUUUACUCCCAAUCUCCGCAAUCUCACCUCUUGUUACUACACCAAGAACAAUGACUUGGAGGAGUCAUAUUGUACCCCAUGCACUGUCUCGACAGACGGGCCAUGGCUCGAAGUCUUGUACUCCAUCCGCUACCCCGAGUUCAAAGAGAGCGAGAAAAAAUGGGCGAUCCGCCAGACAGGCAUUUGCCAUCGCAUCAACACUGAGACGCGCCAGAACAUCCUCCUCCUUCUCACUCCCACCCCCAAGUCCAGCUCCCAUGACGCCCUCUACGAGCACUUGACAAACCCCAGCAACCAGUACACCAACAAUACCUGGUUCUCGCUGCACGAUGUUCUGUUGAAAACUCAUCUCUCUGCCUGGCGUUCCUUUAACAAGGCUUGCGAGGCUGAGUUCCUCCCUAUUUCCAACAACACCUUCGCCGCAUACAUCGAUGAACCUCUCCGAGUUGGAUAUGACCAGCUCAGCGCAUUGUCCAGCCUCGAGGCGCGCUUCCUCAAAGUCACCAGCCUCGUUGGCAGCACCGCCACGCUCCUCGACGACCUCCAGGAGCUGCUCCGCGCCGCGCCCGACGUCGUCAGCGACCACCGCCGCCAGAGCGCGCUUGCCGGCAGCCUGCAGAACCAUCGCCGACACUGUGCCGCCUACCUCCGGAGUGCCGCAUAUCUCAGGGACAGGGUGCAGGCGGCGGCCCAACUGCUGGCCAACACGCAGUCGUUUCGCGACCAGGUGAUUGCCAACGAGCAGAACGGCAACAUGAUGCAGCUCAACAGGAGCGCCGUCUUCAUCACCACCUUGACCCUCAUAUAUGCGCCGGCUUCCUUUGUCGGGACAUUUUUCGGAAUGAACUUUUUUGCCAUGGACCAGCCUAGCAGUAGGAUCAUCUGCACAGCCAUGAUUUGGAUAUACGUCCUCACCACCCUGGCCUUGACUAUGGUGACAGUCAUCUUCUACUACUGGCUGCUGCGCCACGACGGCGUCCUGUUUGGCCGCCUCGCACCCAAAAUCCCAGUCAACGCGGACUGGAAGGGCUUCGUCCGGCGUUUUACGAAACUUGACAAUUCUGUUGAAAUGACGUCACAUCGACCUUGA